CUUGACUCCAACAAGGGUCCGACCAUCUUGGGGGUCAUACUGACCGUUUCUAUUCUCAGUACGAUAUUUGUCGCUGGGAGGGUGUACACCCGCAAAAAGAUCCUGGGCGCCUUGCAUCUUGAUGACUGGCUUACGAUUGUGUCGGUGAUAUUCGAAUGGACUCAGGUCGCUCUCUCUAUAAUAGCUGUCCGUCGGGGCAAUGGCAGACACUUUGAUACCCUCUCCCUGUCGCAGAAGCAAGAUGCCAUCCUCUUCACGAUACUGGGAUUCCCCUUUGGAGUCAUGGCCUUUGGCAUCCCCAAGCUGGCCGUCGUCGCCCUGCUGACGCGCAUAAUGAACCCCGGACGAGUGCAGCAGUUCAUCCUCUGGGGUCUCGCUGGGUGCUGCAUGCUGAGCUUGGCCGUGUGCAUCGUCAUCCUGUUUGCGCAGUGCAGACCCGUUGAAUCCCAGUGGGACUUUUCCAUCACCGAAAAGACGUGCUGGAGUCCUUACGUCCUGGUCGAUUUCGCUAUCUUUGCUGGAGCACUGUCGGCGACUACCGACCUGUACCUUGCCGUGUACCCCGGGGUUGUUCUGUGGAAGUUGCAAAUGAACAUUCGAAAGAAGAUUGCCUUGUCGUUUGCUUUGGGAAUUGGGUCAAUUUCCACCAUCGUCGCCAUUUACAAGUGUACUCGGCUUCCAUCAUUAGCAAGCCCUGACUUUUCUUAUGAUACCUCGGACCUAGUCAUCUGGACAAUCAUCGAGUCGAGUACCAUCAUCAUCGCAUGCUGCAUCCCCGUCCUCCAACCCCUCGUCGAUCUCCUCAUGGGCCGCCGUACCUUC
This is a messenger RNA of Fusarium vanettenii 77-13-4, 822 nucleotides long. RefSeq lists its product as uncharacterized. The annotation marks the transcript as partial. The transcript is spliced from 6 exons. NCBI's taxonomy places the organism in Eukaryota, Fungi, Ascomycota, Sordariomycetes, Hypocreales, Nectriaceae. The record is from RefSeq and is a predicted model, not a curated record.